This is a messenger RNA of Peniophora sp. CBMAI 1063, 2622 nucleotides long. NCBI's taxonomy places the organism in Eukaryota, Fungi, Basidiomycota, Agaricomycetes, Russulales, Peniophoraceae. The record is from the annotation of a GenBank genome assembly.
AUGGUCUCCUCUGACGGCGAAGAAGGGAAGCCUUCUACGUCGGCCUCGAUCUUGAAGGAGAGGAGAUUUAAAUUAUCCAGGGCUUGUGAUCGCUGCAGGCGGAGGCGUAUCAAGUGUGACGAAGGACACCCGUGUCAGGCAUGCCUAGGUGCCAAUUCUGCGUGUACGUUUGAGGAACCGGGGAAGCGAAGUCAUCCGCAUAAAUCCAAACGCACAGCGACACUCGAAGAUCGCAUGCAUCAUCUCGAGUCUCUCAUACAAGCGAUACCACCCGCCGUCUUUGCUGCAGGAGGGUCUGCCGCUUUUGCGUCGCCAAUCGACAGCUCUCCGAUCGCGCAGCUACCCCACCCGCUACAAUCUUAUCCCGCCGCACAACCACCGCCCUCCAUCAACAUGUUGUCUGUCUCUGGCCCGGGCGCUCACUUCAGCGUAGCGCCGCCCUCAGACACGAAACCUUUCGUACCCGGUCAGGGUCGUGUACGGCAGGACAGCAUCAGCUAUACUAUGAGCGCGGGCUCUAGUAUCGAUGGGAUGGGAGACGAAACGGCCCGCAUGAGUAUGCAUAGCAGUUACCUCUACCUCGACGACGAAGGAUAUACGCGAUGGCAAGGAGAAACCUCCGGCCUUCCCAUCUGCGACCUUCUCAUAGAGCGCCAUCAGCCUCCGCGCACGGCGGCCCCUGGACCCUUGAAGACCGAGCGUGAAGACAGUCCUUCUGCUGAGGCUUGGUUCCCGGAUCGCACGCCGCAGAGAACAAACCUCCCUCCUGAGCGCAUCUGGAAACUCAUCACGACAUUCAUCGCGCCGGAUCUCAUGGACAGCCUUGUACAAUGCUACCUCUCCACAUCCUAUUAUCUUAUGCCAUUUCUACACGUCCCGACUUUCCUGCAUGACUACGGCAAUCCGGCCAAAUGGGGCGAGCCAGGAUUCGCUGCUUUUGUGGUGGCUGUAUGCUGUCUGGCUUCUCGCCACAUCGACGACCCACGCGUCCGGUCUGACCCGUCGGAUGGCGUCACAUCUGGGGCCACUUGGUUCGAACUCUUCGGGCGUUUGCGUGCGCUCCCGGGUGCAGACAGGCCAACUGUAUACACUGUGCAGGCCGUUCUUGUUGCCGGCGUCUACGCCGUGGGAGCCGGCCGCCUAUCGCGAGCAUUCGCGCUCCUGGCAGAGUCUGCGAGCUUGAGCGUCGACGCCGGUUUGCACAGGAGCUCUGACGCGUACGGCGCCUUCGAUGCGAUUGAAGACGAGGUUCGCAAGCGCACCUUUUGGUGUGUGUACAUGUGGGAUAAACAGGCGGGCGCGCAUUUUGGUCGACCUCCGGUACUUCGGUUGCGCGACUGCGACGUUGCUGAGCCCAGCCCGGUCGACGACGAGUUCAUUCGCCGCGACUCAUGUGGGCCUCAACCAAUGGAUCAGCCCAGUCGGAUGGAAGCGUUUAUUCACAUCGUGCGCUACUAUGUUGUGUUGGAGGCCGUUCUGGAUGCACCUCCGGCCCGCGGUUUCGGAGAUGGUUCUCCGUUCUUGAAGAGCGCCAUGUCAAUCCUAUCUGGCUUUAGGCGGCACAACGAGCUGAGGGAGGAAGAAGCCAUCGCCGACCAGCUUUCUGCGAGCAUUCCUCCUCACUGGAUGCCUGGACCUGAUGCUCGGGCGAGCUCAGAUGUGCUUCGAGUCACGCAUGCGGAGCGGCUGGGGUGCAUUGAUGCAUUCGUGCGAAUGCUCAUUGCGCGCCAUCGGUUCUCAGAGUGCGUUGCUGCUCGGGUACAACUUGGACAUGGCGCUGGAGGCGAACAGAGUGACGUGGAACGGGAGGCUAUGGCGGCUGCUCAUGCUCACGCUUUGAGGCUCAUCGCUGAGUACCUGCAGGUGGCUACGAAGGGGCUUAUGACAUACUAUGGCGUGCAUGUCAUCCACCAGCUCACGGCGGCGGGCCGAACGCUCAUUGCAUUCCUUCUCAAUUGCCAGUCUGAUCAACUACGACCACUCAUCUCGCCCGCGCUCGAGGGUCUUCGCUCUUGUGUGGGUCUCUUGAAACGCUUCAGUGGACGAUAUUUGUGUGGUCAACGCUCUGGCGACAUGAUGGAAGAGUUCUGCAGGAUUACUCAGAUCCCGCUGGACAGCCCGCAAGUACCACAAGACCUGCUACAAAAGCCUAGGCCACCUUGGUUCCGCCCGUUGCGGAAGAAAGGCGCGCGGUCUUCGUCAUCGAAUCACAGCGAGAGCCCCGAAGCUGGUUCUCUCUCACCUGGUGCCGAUGCUACGUCGUUCGCGACGCCCAGCGCAAGCGAUCUUCCCUUCUCUACACCAGAGAACGGUAUUUACGGAGCGGGCGCUCUCGGCGGAGAAGCCGGUCCGUUCUCACCCGGCACGGACGGGAUGUUGGCAGAGCUGCUUCGCGCGCCUGCGGGCUCUUUCGAUGGCGCGACCGGGGACAACAUAUUUGGCGCUGCUAGUGGCGAUGGCAGUAUGGCCAUGUCUCCAACAGAUCUGCUCGCCAUGUUCGGUGACGGAGGGGCCGGCAUGGGAUCUUUCAACGGGCAUGACUUUGGCACGACUGAGGCGUUUGGCGCGACAUUUGGGAGGCGGUCGAGCGAUCUUGGACUCGCUACCAGCCCUGCAUCAUAG